Engraulis encrasicolus (European anchovy) is the source of this 2400-nucleotide messenger RNA. RefSeq names its product magnesium transporter MRS2 (gene mrs2). The record is from RefSeq and is a predicted model, not a curated record. NCBI's taxonomy places the organism in Eukaryota, Metazoa, Chordata, Actinopteri, Clupeiformes, Engraulidae. The coding region runs from base 499 to 1824 and encodes 441 amino acids. Gene Ontology annotation, molecular function: magnesium ion transmembrane transporter activity. Gene Ontology annotation, cellular component: mitochondrial inner membrane. The transcript is spliced from 11 exons. Gene Ontology annotation, biological process: mitochondrial magnesium ion transmembrane transport.
UUAGGCUAGGCAUGGAUUGGAUGUGGGGCAGACACGUUUGGUCCGUUUAAUGAAAUGCAACCUCCUUAUUCGUGGUAUGGGAACUUCGUUAGCAAUGGACACAACGACACAGCGAAGUUUUUAUAAUCAGUGGCAUUGGACAUCGUCUCACUAAUUCGUCGGUAGUAUGGGGGGUCUGAUUCAAGUUUAGCAUCUAGCAUAGCGGACUCAGAGUGUCAGGACAUCAUGGUUAGGUUAUCAUACAGUUAUUAAACAGCUGUAGGCCAACUAGUGUACUAACGUGUUGUCAUGAUCAGGCUGUAUUCGCACAUGUACAAGCUGUUUACAUUAACCAAAUUAAAACAACUACGGCAGAAUAGUCUGAUAGUGACAGUAUCCGGUUGUGGCUGGAAUCAGCUGGACACAUUUGCCAGCUAGUUGUUACACAGUUCAUACAAACAAACAUGGGAGUAGUUCUACUCCAGGAGAAGUCACACUCUUUCACAUAAACUCGGCAAAAUGGAAGCCUGUGCGAAGUUUCUUUCGAGAGGGGGGCUGCGUGGUGCGAGAGAGCUUAAGUUUUUAACUUUUGCAACAACUUACCUCCCGCUGCGAAUGGUGAGGGCUUCAAGAUCACCUUUCAGAUGUCCUAAAGUUCAUCAUUGCACGUUAGCGACGAGAAGUCAUGGGGGGCAUGCACAUUAUCAUUCAACGUUGUUGAAGAAAUCAGCCAUUAAGUCCAUUGUGUUAUGCCGCACCAAAGUGUCCGAGUCCCCACAAGCUUCGCUGUCCAGUGUCGCUCCAGUUUUUGUCGUGAUGAGGUUUGACAAAAGUGGAGCAGUCACCUCCUCAGAGAAGAAGAAAACGGAGCUCUACCAGGAGCUGGGUUUACAGGCCAGAGACUUGAGGUUCCAGCACGAAACAAGCAUCAACACACGCAACAAUAGCAUCAUUUUGCAGAUGGAGUCUUUGAAGGCCAUCGUGACGCCAGAGUGCCUGCUGGUGCUGGACUUCAGGGGCUUGGGGCUGGACAGGUGGCUGGUCCUGGAGCUGGGUCCUCAGCUGGCUGGAGACGGGGCUCUGGUCACCUACUCACUGCCCUUUGAGUUCAGAGCUCUGGAGGCCAUUCUGCAGUACAGGGUGAACACUCUGCAGGCCAGGCUGAAUGAGAUGCAGCCACAGAUCAUGGACGCUCUGGAAUCUCUGGUGGAUCCAAAAAUCUUGGCUGCAGACCGCAGUAAACUACACAUGCUGCUGCUCAACAGCAAGGGUCUUUCAGAGUUGGAGACGGACAUCAGAGUGUUUAAGGACAACCUGCUGAAGAUCCUCGACGAGGAGGAACUCAUCGAGGAGAUGUGUCUGACCAAAUGGACAGACCCACGGGUGUUUGAGGAGAGCAGCCUUGGCAUUGACCAUGCAGAAGAGAUGGAGCUGCUUCUGGAGAACUACUACAUGCAGGCUGAGGAGCUGGGCAACAAGACCAGAGAGCUCAAAGGCCUGAUCGACGACUCUGAGAGUGUCAUCUUCAUCAAUUUGGAUAGUCACCGGAAUGUGAUGAUGCGGCUCAACCUGCAGCUGACCAUGGGCACCUUCUCCCUCUCCCUCUUCGGCCUCAUCGGUGUGGCCUUUGGCAUGAACCUGCAGUCCGACCUGGAGGAGGACCCGCGAGUGUUCUGGCUGGUGACGGGCAUCAUGUUCCUGGGCAGUGGUCUCAUCUGGAGGCGCCUGCUCUCCUUCCUUGGACGCCACCUGGAGCCCUCCUCCCCGCCCCCUAUCCCCCCUGUCUGGAAAAAAGGCCACCUCGCUUCCUUAAGAGGAACAGAUGUCAAAGGAGGAGUCAGAUGAUGAUUAUGAAUAUGUGACGUCUGUGAUAGUGGUCAUGUCAUCAUCAUCGUGUUGAUGAAAUGAAGGAGGAAUAAAUCAUGCCGAAAUUUAAGUUGGUUGAGGACACAGAAACAAGAAACAAGAUGUCUUCUCCGUGUCAUAGGAGUUGAGAUGAUGUUCUUAUAUUUGAAAGGUAAACUGCGUAAUGUAGUUUUGUGGUUUUGAGGUUUUUGUUUAUAUAUUCAUCAAAUUGUGCACCCACACGUAACAAAAACCCUCUCACCUUGUCCAUAUCAUGUGGAAUGGGGUCUGAGCAGUCGAAAUGGCGUUGGACAAUACUGUUGAUAUGGCUAUCGUGGUAUUUGCGACUUGUGAAAGGACCUAACGUUGUCAGUGUAUUCGUACGCUUUCGGUUUAAUAUACAAUAACGGCACUUUAUUUUGUACUAAACCCACAGGUAUAAGAUGGUGUUUCAAUUGUGUAUAGCUGUUUUAUAAAUGGCUUAUAUCUAAUAGCUUGAAUGGUCAGUGACGAAAAAAGAAACUGUGAUUCGUAGAGUCCUUGUAAAUGUAUCACACAUUAAACGUUUUGAUUCCA